This is a messenger RNA of Verticillium dahliae VdLs.17, 390 nucleotides long. RefSeq lists its product as uncharacterized. Lineage: Eukaryota; Fungi; Ascomycota; Sordariomycetes; Glomerellales; Plectosphaerellaceae. Bases 1 to 390 code for a protein of 129 amino acids. The record is from RefSeq and is a predicted model, not a curated record. The transcript has a single exon.
AUGUUGUCUCUUUUCGCCGCUCUCCCGGCCAUCGUCCUCUCUCUCCACUUCACCAUCGCAGCCGUGGCCCGAUUGAGCGACGCACUCCCGACCCUCCACGCGCGAACCUAUCGGAAGACGCAGCUCUCGGCAGCGAAACUCUACCCCGUCGUGCCCUUCAGAGACGACAUUCCCAAGCACAUGCGCUACGUCGGCGCCUGGUAUCUCCUGACCGCCGCCAUGCUGGCCUGGCCGUCGACGCGCGGCAGCCUGCCGACGCUCGGGCUCGUCCUCUUCUGGACCGGCGCCGGCGCCUGGGGCCGGGCCAAGAGCGGCCUAAAGUUCCGCCUGCCGCUCAUGAACGCGUCGCUCGGCGUCUUGGUCUAUGUCACGGAGAGACUCAACGGCUGA